Molecule: messenger RNA, 2187 nt
Organism: Aspergillus candidus
Lineage: Eukaryota; Fungi; Ascomycota; Eurotiomycetes; Eurotiales; Aspergillaceae
Exons: 1
Coding region: 1-2187 (728 amino acids)
Source: RefSeq, a predicted model, not a curated record
AUGCGUUUCACGCCAAUCUUCGCGACCGCGCUGCUGGUCGCGACCAACGGUGCGGGUGCCAUCCCGGCCGACGGAAUUCUGGAUAACCUGGGCCUUGGUGACAAGAACGAUGGGCCCAGCAGCACUGCCGUCGCGCAAAGUGCCCAAAGUGCCCAGGAGCCGACGCCUACGGCCCAGGCCCAACCGCACCCGCAGCAGCAGCAGCAAGACCAACAUGCCCCCGAGGUGGCCAGCACUUCCUCGGACGACAAGCCCACCUCUUCCAAGUCCGAGGAGGAGUCCCAUUCUCCCCUAAUUGACCUGCCUACCGCCAAACCCAACGAUGAGGGUCAGCAAGAACCGACGUCGGCUCCCGCGCCGGCGCCCACGAAGUCUGCCAAGACGGAGGACUCGUCGUCUUCGUCCGCUUCCUCCUCUGCCCCGGCGCCCUCGAGCUCUGAUGGUGGUCCCCUCGAGGAUCUGAAUCCUUUCAAGAAAAAUGACGAGGACAAGGAGGACAGCGACAGCAGCAAGGACAAAGAGGACAGCGACGACAGCGAGGAUGAGAAGGACGACAAGCCCAAGAGCCCCUUCCUCGAGGGCCUCGGCGAGCUGGGCGAGGGUGUGAAGAACCUCCUCGACCCCGGCUUCCUCGCCGAGUUGACCAACACCUUCAAGUACCUGUCCACUGGUCUGGCCCCGCCCGUCGACAACCAGAUCCGCGGCCUUGUCGGAGUGGCGAGCAAGCUCCUGACGCCCGAGUUUGGCGAGAAGACCGACAAGCUGAUUGACAACGCCAACAACCUCCUGACGCCCCAGUUCAUCAAGAAGACCGAGACCCUCAUCGACAACGCCAACAACCUGCUCACGGCCGGCUUCGUCAAGAAGACCGAGACCCUCAUCGACAACGCCAACAACCUGUUGACUGCUGGCUUCGUCAAGAAGACCGACACUCUCAUCGACAGCGCGAGCGAGCUCCUCAGCCCCGACGGAGUCAAGGCCCUCAAGUCCCUGAUCGACAUGGCCGUCCCGCUCAUCCCCGCCCUCAAGCCCCUCCUGAAGGAGGAGAGCAUCGAGGGUAUCAUAGGCCUGCUGAACAACGCCGAGGAUCUCCUCACCCCCGGCUUCGUCAAGCAGACCAACGGUCUGAUCAACAACGCCAACACCCUCCUCACCCCGGAGACUGUCAAGGCCCUCAAGUCUCUGCUCGACAUGGCCAUCCCGCUCCUGCCGGCCCUCAAGCCCCUCCUCAAGGAGGAGAGCAUCAAGGGUAUCGUGGGCCUGCUGAACAACGCCGAGGAUCUCCUCACCCCCGGCUUCGUCAAACAGACCAACGGCUUGAUCAACAACGCCAACACCCUCCUCACCCCGGAGACCGUCAAGGGCCUCAAGUCCCUGCUCGACAUGGCCAUCCCGCUCCUGCCAGCCCUCAAGCCCCUCCUCAAGGAGGAGAGCAUCGAGGGUAUCGUGGGCCUGCUCAACAACGCCGAGGACCUCCUGACCCCAGGCUUCGUCAAGAAGACCAACGGUCUGAUCAACAACGCGGACGAGCUGCUCAGCCCCGAGGCCGUCAAGGGCCUCAAGUCUCUCAUCGACCAGGCUGUGCCUCUGAUCCCCGCCCUCAAGCCCCUCCUGAAGGAGGAGAGCAUCAAGGGCCUCAUCGGCCUGCUCGGCAACGCCGAGGAUCUCCUGACCCCAGGCUUCGUCAAGAAGACCAGCGGCCUGAUCGACAACGCGGACGAGCUGCUCAGCCCCGAAGCCGUCAAGGGCCUCAAGUCUCUCAUCGACAUGGCUGUUCCGCUCCUGCCUGCCCUCAAGCCCCUCCUCAAGGAGGAGAGCAUCGAGGGUAUCGUCGGCCUGCUCGGCAACGCCGAGAAGCUGCUCACCCCGGGCUUCGUCAACUCCACCUCCAACCUGGUGACCGGCGCCGACAAGCUGCUCACCCCCGACGUGGUCGACACCCUCGAGGACGUCCUCGAGGACGUGAUCCCGCUGCUGCCCGCCUUCAAGCCCCUCCUCGGCAAGGUCAAGCCGCUCAUCCCGGCCAUCGAGCCCCUGCUCAAGCCCUCGACUAUCACCGAGGUCUCCUCGCUGCUGUCCAACGCCCACGAUCUGCUUACGCCUAAGUUCGUGAACGAGACGUCGCUGCUGAUUGAUGAUGUCACCGAUGCCUUGCCUAUCCUGGAUGCUCUGCUGAAGUCGCUUUAA